Molecule: messenger RNA, 1784 nt
Organism: Prosopis cineraria
Lineage: Eukaryota; Viridiplantae; Streptophyta; Magnoliopsida; Fabales; Fabaceae
Product: probable xyloglucan galactosyltransferase GT19
Exons: 1
Coding region: 240-1583 (447 amino acids)
Molecular function (GO): glycosyltransferase activity
Source: RefSeq, a predicted model, not a curated record
UUCACAAUCACGACCACAACAGAUAGGACAAGCACUAUACCACUCCUUCAAUGGUAAUAAAAUAGUAAUAAUCAGAGUUGUAAUUUUCCCUCAGAUUCCGAAAAGGGAGAAGAGACAGGAAGGAUUAAAUCCAGAAUUCACCGUCAUGGUGAAUCAAAGAAGAAAAAGCCUCCAGCUUGUCUGCAUUGUUACUCCUAUAUAGCAUCUUCUUCAUUUCUGUAAAAAUCCACAUUUCUCCUAUGGCUUCACUUUUGUCCACCCUUGUUUUCAUCACCCUCUUGUUAUUCUCCUUCUUCUUCUGCUUUGCUGUCUCUCAAGCAACUUCCAGUGAUGAAUCAGACGAAGAUGGCUGCGACAACCGUUGGAUCUACCUCCGGAGUCUCCCUCCGCGCUUCAACCUCGAUCUGCUCAUGAAUUGCUCCGAAUACCCGCUUUUCGACGACUUUUGCCCUUACUUGGCCAAUCAUGGCCUUGGCCAGAAGACCCAUAACCGCUCUUACAGUUGGUAUCGGACCGACCCGUUGAUGCUCGAACUCAUAUUUCAUCGUCGCAUGCUGGAGUACCCAUGUCUCACAGAAGAUCCAUUUUCUGCUAACGCGGUUUAUCUUCCCUAUUAUGCUAGCCUCGACGCUUUGCGCUAUCUCUACGGCCCGGAGAUUAACUCUAGCGCCGAGCACGGGCUCGAAUUGUUCGAGUUUCUGCAAGAAGACGAGCCCGGAAUCUGGAAUCGGCACAUGGGUCACGACCAUUUCCUGGUGAUGGCUCGGCCGGCGUGGGAUUUCUCGCAACCGUUGGAGAAUGAUCCACCCAUAUGGGGGACUUCGUUUCUGGAGUUGCCUCAGUUUUACAACGUAACGGCUUUGACGUUGGGGUCUCGUGCUUGGCCAUGGCAAGAACACGCGGUCCCUUAUCCGACGUCGUUUCAUCCGCCAAAUCUCGAGCUAUUGGAGUCUUGGAUUCAGCGGGCGAGGCGUUCGAAACGCACCGCUUUGGCGAUGUUCGCCGGCGGCGGAGGGAUCUCCGCCGCGCCUAAUAUUCGACGAAGCAUUAGAAAUGAGUGCGAGAAUAAUACUGCAAACUCAACCUUAUACGGUGGCUAUGCGAAACUGUGUGACCUUGUUGAUUGCUCUAACGGAAUUUGUGAGCAUGAUCCUAUAAAGUACAUGAGGCCAAUGUUGCAGGCAAGUUUCUGUUUGCAACCUCCUGGGGAUACUCCGACUCGUAGGUCGACGUUUGAUGGAUUUUUGGCUGGAUGUAUCCCGGUUUUCUUCGAGGAUCAAUCUGCGAAAUCGCAGUACGACUGGCAUUUGCCGGAGAACGAAUUCGAGAGCUUCUCGGUGUUCAUACCGAAGGAGGAUGUAGUGUUCAAAGGGGUGAAGAUUUUCGAUGUGUUGCGAGGCAUUUCUAGAGGCAGAGUUAGGAGGAUGAGGGAUAAAGUUUUGGAGAUGAUUCCCAGAGUUAUGUACAGAAGGCACAAUAGUUCACCUGGUCUCAGAACUAAGAAAGAUGCCUUUGAUGUAUCGAUUGACGGCACAUUGCAGAAAAUUCAAACAAGACUUCAAGAACUCAAUUUGGCUCUGUGACCUGUUCUGCCAUUCUUCUACUCACUGUAAUUAUAAUUUUGGUUGCUUUACUUCUUCCUUCCUUCUUUAGUUAAUUAUAUCUACUGUAGGUUCUGGAUUAAAUUAGAGAGUUUUUGUGUUUCAUUGGCAAUAAUCCAUUGGUCUCGAUGCAUUCCUUGGUAAUAUUGUUUUUGAGCUAAAUAGUGAAUCAAUUCUAUCCAA